AUGUCCGGUCCCCAAACUCUACAUAACGCGCUCUUACGCCCGCCCAUCAUUCAGAUUCUGCGCGCUGCAGGCUUCCAUUCUACGCGGCCGUCUGUCCUAGACACACUCGCUGAUAUCACCGGUCGAUAUUUGCUUCUCCUUGGCUCUGCUGCAGCUGAGCACGCCGCUAACAGCCACCCCGACGACCCUGCGCCAACCCUCGCCGACAUAAUGCUUGCAUUGGAAGAUGUAGGCGCGCUACAACCACAGAUGAAAGGAUUCGAAGAAGACUGGCGCCAGGAAGAAGAUAUGCGAGGCAUCGAUGCCCUGCUUUCCUGGUUUCCAGGACUCGUGAACCGCGAGAUCCAACGCAUCGCCGGAUUCAUCCCCACUGAGGGCGAUGUCGUCGAUGCCGAUUUAGCCGAAAAGGAGGAUUUCCUGACGGCUAUGAAAAAGAAACACAGCAAAACAGGCGAGGAAUCGCGAUACGCAGGAACGGUAAUAGGGAAAGACGCUGAGGAGCACCCUGUAAUCAUCGAGGGCGGCGCCGCGGCAAGCAUUGGAGAGUGGGCGUCGCAAAUCAAAUCGCAAGUGAUUUAUGCAGAAAGUGUCUCUUCAGCGAUCAGCAGUCCGCCGAGUAGUCUUUCUGACGAGGGGAUGGAUAUUUGA
Talaromyces rugulosus is the source of this 648-nucleotide messenger RNA. RefSeq lists its product as uncharacterized. The record is from RefSeq and is a predicted model, not a curated record. NCBI's taxonomy places the organism in Eukaryota, Fungi, Ascomycota, Eurotiomycetes, Eurotiales, Trichocomaceae. The transcript has a single exon. Gene Ontology annotation, molecular function: protein heterodimerization activity. Gene Ontology annotation, cellular component: transcription factor TFIID complex. The coding region runs from base 1 to 648 and encodes 215 amino acids.